Molecule: messenger RNA, 1929 nt
Organism: Panicum virgatum (switchgrass)
Lineage: Eukaryota; Viridiplantae; Streptophyta; Magnoliopsida; Poales; Poaceae
Product: calmodulin-binding protein 60 D-like
Exons: 11
Coding region: 403-1659 (418 amino acids)
Biological process (GO): regulation of salicylic acid biosynthetic process
Cellular component (GO): nucleus
Molecular function (GO): DNA-binding transcription factor activity; calmodulin binding; sequence-specific DNA binding
Source: RefSeq, a predicted model, not a curated record
UUCCUGAAACUCAACAGGGUUCUCCUUUUUGUUUCAUUUGGGUACAGGCAGAUUGACGGUCUUCGCCAUGAAGUAGCCAGAGGUCACAGGCAGAUUGAGAGUCUCUACCAUGAAGUAGUUAGAGGUCACAGGGAGAUUGAGAUUCUCCGAAAUGAAGUGGGACGAUUGACGCAUCCAUGUUCUAAUUGCCAUGCUGAUCAACACGCCAGACUGGAGCUAAACCAGGAGCAAGCCACUACCGAUGGAUCAAAUACAAACAUUCGAUUGCUUUUUCAGAAUGGUGACAAUGUAGUAACAUCUGGUGCACUUUCGGGAGCGAAAGUUGAGAUCUUGGUUCUCCGUUGCGAGUUCUCCAACAAAUGCCGGGGUAACUGGACUGAAGAUGAUUUUGACAAGCACAUAAUGCAAGGUCGGGACGGGCAGGAUCUUGUGCUGGGGUCUGAAUGGUUAACCAAUGGAGAGGUAGAACUUAGCCAGAUCCGUUUCAAGGAAGGGUCAUGCAGGAAAAAGGUCAUCAUAGCAGCAAGAGUUUGCAAGAGUGAAAAGACUUCUGAUCGGGUUCAGGAAGCCAUCAUGAAGCCUGUGCUAGUCCUGGACCGUAGAAACAAACCAAAUGAGAAGAGGCAUCCUCCAAGGUUAGAUGAUGAAUUAUAUCGCUUAGAAGAGAUUUCCAGGGAUGGAGUUUACCACAGGAGGCUUCACGAUGCGAAAAUCUACAAAGUGGAGGGCUUUUUGAAAGCUUUGAAUGAGGAUUCUAACAAGCUUCGUAGAAUCCUCAAGAUGGAAAAGCAACAAAUUUCAUGGUCAAGACUGACUAAACAUGCUAGGGAGUGUGUUCUUGAAGAUAGGCAGGAGCUGAAACGGUAUCAGAGUGAAGAGGGGAAUGUGGUGCUCUUUUUUAAUUGUGUGCACAAUCUUAUUGGAGCAGCAUUCUCGCAUGAGUACAUUGCAUGCCAAAGAUUUGACACAGCUCAGAAGGCUUUAGCAAACAAGUGGAAACAACACGCAUAUGACAAACUGGAGGGCAUCUCUCCUGAUUUUAUAUUGAAAGGCAAUAUUCCUGAGCCAAUUUCAUCAAGCACGGAUGUUGCUGCUGCCCCUUCUAUUCUAUUGGCGGGUGCAUCACCACCAAUAUUUUCUGCUAACCAGUUUUCUUCAUAUCAAGGAACUGGAGCAGCCCAAAAUUUACCUUACGGCAAGCAUGUAAUGGGACCAAUUUACCCAACUACAAACUGUAAUCCCACCAUUCCUGAGGAUCUAAACACACACUUAUACCAAGGAAGUGGAGCAGCUGAAAAUUUGCCCCAGGAAGAGCAUCUAAGGGGGUCAAUUUAUCCAAUUACAAACUGUGGUCCCAUUGUCACUGAUCGUGAUGAUCUGAACACACAUUAUUGCCAAGAUCUGCAUGGCCAGCAGCAGACAUUUUCGCUUUGGCCACAAAAUCCCCAAGGCCUGAUGGACUUUUCUUACCCAACAGAGUUGACGAGCAUGAACUUCAACCUGCAUCAGGACUCCUCAGGUGCAUCAACCUCUGCUCAACCCAACUUUGGACCACAUCAUCAUUCUCAAUCCCAUCAAACGGUGUCGGUUACUGAGCAAGAUGAGGGACCUGGCUGCCCUGAGUUACCAGGAUCAGGUCAUGCUAACAACUUCCAGUGAAGCACACAAGCCCUGGAUGCUGGAGAAUCCAGUUCCUGCCUUCCUGGUUGUACAUACUACAUAGCUUAUAUGUCCUCUAGUUGGUAACUGUAGGGUGUGAAUCGUGUGAUGUUGUACCAGUCUGUUUGUGUACCAUGUGCAUAGACAUUUCUUGUACUAGCAUGAUGUACAGAUGUUGCUGUUGUAUUGUUAAUUUUUUGUAUGUUUGCAAAUGUACAGGUGAUGGUUUUGAUAGUUGGAAAAAGAUUCUUUGUGUCGUAAUGAUUCUCA